Malurus melanocephalus (red-backed fairy wren) is the source of this 2733-nucleotide messenger RNA. Its product is annotated as leucine-rich repeat-containing protein 3B-like. The record is from RefSeq and is a predicted model, not a curated record. Bases 187 to 981 code for a protein of 264 amino acids. Lineage: Eukaryota; Metazoa; Chordata; Aves; Passeriformes; Maluridae. The transcript has a single exon. Gene Ontology annotation, molecular function: protein binding.
CGGCUGUGCUGGUCCCCAUCCUGGUCCCUGUCCCAUGAAUAGGGUCAGCUGUGAUGCUCACAGCCAGCGCAGUGACAGUUCUGCCCCUGUCCCCCUUGGCCUGACACUGUCCCCUUGCUGUCCCUGUCUCAGAUGUGCCAAGUUUAGCUGAAGUCGCUGUGGGUGUGAGGAAGGGAGCGCAGCACCAUGCCUGUGGCASAGAGGAUUCUCCUUCGCCCCAUCACCAUGGGACUGCUCCUGCAGAGCCUCUUCUUCCUCCUCUUCCUCCUGAGCUCCUGCCUCCACCCAGCUGCUGCCUUCACCAAGGGCUGUUACCCCUCAGAAGAGGAGGGGCUGAAGACCUUUCGCUGCAGCAAUGCUCAGCUGACCGAGGUCCCCAGAGACAUCCCCAACGACACCAAYAAGCUCUACCUGGACUCCAACCAAAUCCCCUUCCUGCCUCGCGAUGCCUUCCGGGACCUGCCGCUCCUUCUGGAGCUGGAUUUGUCCCACAACGCCAUCGCCAGAGUCGAAAGUGGGGCUUUCCGUGGCCUGGCAGAGCACCUGCACUCUCUGGACUUGUCUUCCAACMGGCUGGUGUCAGUCAGCAAAGACGCCUUCAGCAACCUGAAGGCCAAGGUGAACCUGUCCAACAACCCGUGGCUGUGUGACUGUCGGCUGCAGGAGCUGAUCCGYGCCGUGGAGCUGGCGGCCGACUCCUCGGGGGGCAUCGUGUGYGACUCCUCUGCACAGGAGGAGCACGUCGGCAAAGCUUUCCUGCAGGUCAUUGCCGACACGGACUUGUGCAAUGUAUACAAGAAGACCACGGACAUCGCCAUGCUGGUCACCAUGUUCGGCUGGUUCGCCAUGGUGAUCUCCUACCUGGUCUACUACGUGAGGCAGAACCAGGAGGACGCCCGGMGGCACCUGGAAUAUCUCAAGUCACUGCCCAGCAAGCAGCGGCGAUCAGAGGAGUCGUCCACCAUCAGCACUGUGGUGUGAGCACUGGCAUCCUGCUGGACAUGGGGACGUGUGGAGCCGCUCCAGGGGCUCACCACGGCUGCAGGAGCUGUCACCAGCCACCAGCAUCGCACAGAGAUACUCACGGAUUUGUUCUGUUCUCCUCCUGGCAGCAGCAGCCACGGCUGAUGAGUCCCUGGCUCUGGUGGCUGAGGUCAGGGAUGGAUAUCAGCCAUGAGCACUGAGGAUCCACAGCAUCCUCCCAAGUUAUGGAGGACURGAGUGACCCAGAGUAUCCCCCUGGCAUGUGGCCAUUGCUCUGACUGACCUGGACAUUUGGACUUCAUCUAAAACUUUUUAUAUUUUCUUUSCAGAGAUCCCUCGGGACAUUAAUGGAAUCGGUGUUUGCAUCCCUCCCUGGCUCCCCCUUGGCUGCCCAAGGGAUGGUCUGGCAGCCCAGGACAGCCGGGGCCUGGYUCCCUGCCAGGAGGGCAGUGAGAGGGAGCAGUACAGCUGCAAGGGUGAUGCCCUGCCAGGUCACUGUCCUGGAGGGUCAGGGUUGAGACUGCAGCCAGUGGGACCAAGAGGUGGGGCAGGAGGUGGGCACACACCGGUUGGUGCUGYCCCAUCUCCCGUUUCAUCUCCCUGCUCCUUUCCCAGCACACUCAGGUGGGGCAAAGGAUGUGGGGGUCCCCACUGAGAGAUGAGGUCACUGAUGGGCAAAGCAGAGUGUGGGGAAUGAGAACAAAAUGGGAAUGAAAUCCCUGGGGCUCUCCUUUGGGGCUGCCAAGGGAUAUGGUGCUGAUGGAGGGGAACUGAGGGGAUCCAGCCCUGCUGGAURUUGGGGAGCAGUUUCCCCUCGGUGCUCCCGGGGUCCACGUGGGAGGUUGUUUGCAGCACCCUUUGCCAUCUGCUCCUGUCACUGCCGGAGGGGAGCUCUCACCUCACAAGCUGCUGACCGCUCACURUGAUGGGAAGUGGGAUGGAGGGAGCUGCCACAACUCCUCUGAUGUCUCACCACUCUGCACUGCUGUCAGGAGCCUGAAUCUCCCCUAAAAUACCCCUAAAUCCCCUCCUGACACUUCCAGUAUUGGGUUGCAGGUUCCUGGGGGUGGUGGUGGAGGUGAUGUUGGGCACAGGACUGRCACAGGCAGGGGUCAGUGCCCACCUUUGGGCACGUGGGUGGCAAGUGGCAACUCAGAGCAAAGUGAGAGCGGACCCAGACUCUUCCACCUGUGUGUCUGGCCUCUGAAAAAGCUGAUUUUGGCCUUUUUCUAAACCAACCAAUGCUAAAUUGCCUUAAUUCACCAAGAGCACCAACCAAAGCUGCUUGAACCUCCUCUGUACUGGGCCAGACCUGCCUUGGUGCCAGGCCCAGCCUCAGCCCCUGGUGUGGGCAGUGUCUUUUGGCACAGACAGACCCGUGGGUCUGCCCCCUCGUGUCCUGGUGCCGGCGGGAGCCGUGGGAUGGAGUCGAUCAGCAGCAGGGCCCACGACCUUCUACAAGUGCCUAAUUCCAGCACAGAGCAGGAGCUCUGUAACGCACAAACACCUCGGGCCCAGCUCCCAUCCRGGCAUCCCCACAGCCCCACGGCAGCUCCUUCCCUCUCUACAACUGGCUGAGGAGAAAAGGGGCUGGGGGAGGCCUGACUGACCCUUYCUGCUGCUCCCCCCAGGCUGCCACCUGUGCACGCAGCAUGGGGGAUACCGGGACCACCUGACCCAUCCGUGUUUGGGUUAAGGGACCUUUUAGUUUUUACUUUAUACGACAAUAAAUUUGUCUUUUACUUUGGA